Messenger RNA from Cladocopium goreaui, 2754 nucleotides. Lineage: Eukaryota; Dinophyceae; Suessiales; Symbiodiniaceae. The record is from the annotation of a GenBank genome assembly.
AUGGCCACGCGGGGCAUUCACCUCGCCGUCCACACCAAUGAGGCCCUUCUUUCUACGGGUGCUUGGAUGGACUUCAGCCAGCAUAUCAACAUGUUGGUGCUGCGAGGAGACAUGGACGAGGCCAGGAAAGGCUGGACCUGGUCGCUCUCCAGAUGUAUGGCUCUGGGCGCCUCCUGGAAGACUUCGUCCCAGCGAACGUUGCAGCACUUUCUGACCGACUGGCAGCUGGGUUGGACGGGAUUUCGCAGAGCUACUUCUUUGCCCAGUGGAGGCUGUGGCAAUGGGGCGCUGGACGAUCCGGCCUUCUUCAUGCCAGAGGAGCGGAGUGUCAGGAGUGAUGCAGGGCGUUUCCUGCGCCUAUUGCUGGGAGCCAUGGAGUCAGAGGUUGACUACAUCCCACCCAUUGGGGCGGUGUGCAACAUGCCACGCUACUCUGAGUGUCCAGGGUGUGGCACGCAUUGGUGCGAUGGUUGUCGGGACUUCUUGCCCUUUGUGCCAUGUGCGGUGAAAGCUCCGACGAAGAUGCCUAGCUUUGAAGCCUCACGGCGCUUUGCAGCUUAUGAAGGCAGAGGGACUGCCUGCUGCAUCCACAAGUGCUAUGAAGAUCUGGGAGAGAUCUGCACGGUGGGCAAUCCAAGCGGCACAGGAGUGACCUGUUCAGCGUUGCAACCUCCUCAACAGGGUCAAGACGCGAUCCACCCACCCUGCCCCCAACAGGUCAGGUUUGGGAGUCGUGUCAAGGGAGCCCAAUCAGGUCUUGUUGUCCAUGGUGAUGAAGAAGCCUCUCUAUGGCCUUUGCAGUAUUGGCUUCAAGCGGUGGGUGCAACUGUCCUGGCCAUGGCUUCUGGUCCGGGACGCUAUGCUGCGGAGGUUGCUGCUGGGCCUAUCGAUGCUGCCACCAACUUAGAUCAGGUACAGCAGGCACGAGCCAGGGAGUUUCGUGACAGCCGAAGGCUUGCAGACGACGCUGACUUUGCAUUCUACUUCAACACCUAUGAGGAGGCAAAGCUUGCUGGAGGGGACUUUCAGCAGCCUUGGAACCACGCUCCAGGCCGAGCAGAUCAACAACAGGGUGGCUGGGCUUACCCAGGUUUCAUGGAUGCAGGGGUCAUGAAACCCUCUGGACACAUCAGCGACAGCAUCUUCAACGAGUGGGAGACUGGAGUGACCAGGCUUUCACAGGAGAAAGUCGCACACGCUGACAAAAUCACGAUCAUCAAUGCGGUGCGGACCUAUGCCGAGCUGAAGCACUUUAUGGCAGCCCGAGAUCGCGCAAUGCCACCAGAGGAGCUUGACCUCAGGUCUUUCUUGGACACGGGCACCGGAGGCCCAGUGCGGGCGCUCAACGCCUUGCGAUGGCUCUCCAGGCAGGGCCAGUUGGGGUGGCCACUGGAAGGGAUCCAGUCGGCGCCAACGGCUGGGACCAGAAAGCAACAGAGGGGCCCAGGCAGUGGUUAUCGAACCGCCUAUGUUGAGUUUCCUGGAGGAUGCCAUCGAGGACCACAUCAGGCUUCAACUGGGGAGAGCACUGGUUGCGGGAGUACCAGCAUCUCGCUCCAGAAGUUGCAGCACGAGCAGGAUUCUGCUUCAGCCUUGAAGGAGUGCCCUUCAGCAUCAGAGACGUCCAAGAUGCAGCCAGAAACCUCUUCCAGGGCCAUGUCGAGUUCGCUGAUGAUGAGCACCUGGCCGCGGAGAUUGGCUGGUGAUAAGUCCAAAGCAGCCAUGCCGCACCACUACUCUGCGGCUAAGUACCAGCAGAGUGUCAGGUUGAAACACAGGGCCUAUGAGGUGGCUUCCAAACUCUUCGAAUACGCAUCUUGGGAGAUCAUACACAAUGAUGUCUUGCAGGAGAUUGACCAGCAGGCCCAACUCCGAGUGAACAAGCUGGUGCAGCAAGACCAGAUUGUCUGGGCCUUGCCACCCGAUGCGGUGCAGCUGCAGGCACAAUUCCGGCUGUCUGAGGAGAGCCAGGAAGAAGCGCUCCGCAGUGAAGACGCAGGUAUGCCGGCAGAGUUGCGGGGCUAUGUCCUGACACGGACAUUGAAGCCUGGAACUAUGCUGUGCACCGCCUUCAACACGGACAGGUGCUACAACACUGACGCCACGUGCGAAGGAGCCCACCUUUGCGCGGUGGUGCUGCAAUUUUGCCGAUGCCAAGAGGGCGGAGCGACCGCCUAUAGGCCAAAACAGCCUCCCAAGAAGAAGGCCAAGCACGGAGAAGAAGGUUCAGCUCCAGCGACCAAGCGCAAGUCAGCGCAAGCAACAUCUUCGAAGGCAAAGGCAGUGGCUGCGCCAGCGGUGCGCCAGCUGGAGAUACCAGCAGUGGUGCGACAGAAGGUGGGUUGUGGCCCUCAGGAAUACGUGCUGAGGCAGAGCUUGUAUCAGGGCGAUGUGGUCCUCUAUCAUUGCAUGGCCGGACGCCACAGAGGUGCUGCGGCGGGAGUGGUGACGGUGGCAGUGAUGGGAAGGAUGUCCAUCAGGGAGGCCGAGGAGAGUAUCCUCAAGAGCACGACAUUGCCUGCCCCCUUGCCAAAGGCAGUGGCUUGGGCAGCCUCCGAGAAGUCCCACGUGCACAUCCUCACCGACAACGAGGGUAACAUGUCGACCCUGUGCGCGCAUAAGCAAGGGCAGAGUCGCCCUAGGGAGUUGAGCUCACCCAAUGUCACGCACGACAAGUACGAAGCCAUUGCAUGGUCUUUACCUUUUUGUUCAGUGUGCCGAGAACGAGCACCAGCCAGCUUUUUGCUGCAGUAA